This is a messenger RNA of Punica granatum (pomegranate), 1884 nucleotides long. NCBI's taxonomy places the organism in Eukaryota, Viridiplantae, Streptophyta, Magnoliopsida, Myrtales, Lythraceae. The record is from RefSeq and is a predicted model, not a curated record.
UCUUAGCAUCCCGGGUCUGAUGUCCGCACGCCGUCGUCUCUAACCUCUCUCCGGACACAGCUUUCAACUGCUGCAGCUCUGCUCCGGUAGACGCAGAGUCGGAAAUGGAGGAGGAGAAGAAAGGCUCGACCUCAGGGUUUUGGAGAUGGGCGAUUGCAUCAGUUCUCUUCAGGCUCAUCCUCGUCUUCUUCCCCAAGAACCUCCACCUCUCCUCUCGCCCCGAAGUCUCCACUCCUCUGACCAGUCUCCGUCGCCUCUCUGAAGGCUACUGGUUGAAGCAGUCGUCCAUGUCUCCCUACGCAGGAUCUAUGUACCACGGUUCUCCCCUGUUAUUGUCAAUUUUGGGGCCUCUUACUGCUCUAAGAAUUGAAGGACAACCGGAGCAUCUUCUCUGUGGUUUGUUUUUCAUACUUGCAGAUAUUGUCAAUGCAAUGCUCAUCCGAGCAACAGGGCAGUGUCUCCAAAUGGCAUACAGUCAGAGGUUGAAAGCUUUGGACCUUGUUAAACUGUCAGCUGCUUCAGGGACCAUACAAUCUGGAAAUCUUGCUGCUCUGGUCUAUUUAUGGAAUCCUUUCACAAUAGUUGCAUGUGUAGGUCUUUCCACAUCUCCGGUUGAAAACCUGGCUACUAUAUUAUCCCUAUAUGGAGCCUGUACUGGUUUGGUUCCCUUGGCAGCUUUUGGAUGGGUCAUAGCAACUCAUAUGUCUUUGUACCCAGCAAUUCUUAUUGUCCCAGUAAUUCUUUUGUUGGGAUAUGGUCCAGAUGCACCUCCUAGGAAAGUGUUUCUGCAAAAGGAAUACAAAAAUGGGGGUCAGUCUAAUGUUCAAGUUAUUUUCUCAUGGAGACAGCUUGUGCAUUUCGUGUUUUGGUCUAUUAUAUGGGGAACGUAUGUUUUGGUUCUUUGUGGCAUUUCUGUAAAGCAAUAUGCUGGCCUUCAGGAGAUGAUUAGAAGGACAUAUGGCUUCAUCCUCACUGUGGAGGACUUAUCUCCAAAUAUAGGCGUUUUAUGGUACUUCUUUGCAGAAGUCUUUGAUUUUUUCAGGAGUUUCUUUUUUAUUGUCUUCCACAUGAAUAUAUUAUUCAUGAUAUUGCCACUGGCUAUACGACUAAAGCACCGCCCUGCAUUUCUGGCUUUUGUGUAUAUAGCGAUAACUGCAACGUUCAAAUCCUACCCUUCUGUCGGAGAUUCAGCGCUGUACUUCGGUCUGCUGGCUUUGUUUGCAAAUGAAUUAGCAGAUAUUAAAUUCUCUUUCUUCCUUUUCUGUGGAUACAUCGGGGUCUCACUGCUGAGCCCUGUCAUGCACAACCUAUGGAUAUGGAGGGGCACUGGGAAUGCAAAUUUCUACUUUGCCACUGGGAUGGCCUAUGCUUGCUUGCAGAUAAUAUUGGUAGUGGAGAGCGUGAGCGCCAUGCUGGAUCACGACAGGAUGCUAAUGAAACUGGUGGCUGCGAGAAAGCAUGUCGAUAGCAAAUCUUAGGGCUUCUCCAACAUGAAUCAUCCCGUUGUUUUGUUCGAGCAUCUUGUUGUUGCCUCAGAGAACGGGAACCAGAACUGCAAUUUGGUUUUCGUGUGGCAACUGUGUGGAAGCUUCCGUUCCGAGGAGACAAAGGCCCGAAUGAGCUCGAAGAGAUAGUUUCCUAUACGAUUUUCCGGGUAUGGAUAAUGGUUGAUUAUGUUAAAAGCUCGCGAAGAUUGAGGAAUUGAAUGUGCACGUGUAGGUCCUUUUUGAGAGAAUCGAUUGGAGAAUACAUUUUGAUGAUAUAAACGUUUCAAAACCUUUAGGUCUUGUUGGACAGAACAGAGUGGGCAAUACAUUUUGAUGAUGUAAACGUUUCAAAGAUGUUCGCAUUUCAUUGAAGUCUCAAAUGCGCCAUUACUCUUCA